Colletotrichum karsti is the source of this 774-nucleotide messenger RNA. RefSeq lists its product as uncharacterized. The coding region runs from base 1 to 774 and encodes 257 amino acids. The transcript has a single exon. The record is from RefSeq and is a predicted model, not a curated record. Lineage: Eukaryota; Fungi; Ascomycota; Sordariomycetes; Glomerellales; Glomerellaceae.
AUGGCCAACGUCUUCCGCCAAGCCACAUCAUGGCUCUACGCCGGUCUGGCCGUCACGAUCCUCGGCACGUGGAGCCUCAUCGUCCUCAUCCUCCUCGCCGGCACAGCAAUCAGCCAGGACCCAGGCCUCAUCCAACUCAUCGCACUCCCCUCCCUCCUCACCUUCCUCGUAGCCAAACUCAUCGUCGCGGCCUCGGCCCCGGUGACAUCCCGAGGGAACAGAAGCGGUAACCUCGCGACGUGGAUAGCAACAGCCGACAACGGCUCGCCCCACGGCGCCCUCGCUCUCCUCCUCUUCUCCGUGACCUGGCUCCUCCACCUGGCCCGCAUCGUCUUCAUGUUCUUCCUCUUCACCCUCUUCGGCGUCUUCUACUUCUUCGUCACCUCCCUGGACGAGUUCAACAAGGAGGAGAUGAAGGACGGCGGCGGCGGCGGCAGCGACGGACUGAACGAGGCGAGGCAGAACUUCACCACCGCCGUCGUGGAGUUUGAGGAGAAGCUCGGCUGGUCGUUUAGCGAGUCCCUGCAGGACGAGCCGUGGUUCAUACUGCAGGUCGUGGCGGCGACGUGGGCCAUGUCGAGCUUGUUGAUGGUGUACGUCGUCGCGUACGGGUUCGGGGCGCUUCGGAAGGUCCUGACGACGCCGCUGGAGGCGUGGGCGAGGGGUUCUGAGGCGCCGGCGGCUGUCGAGGGGGUUCGGAGGGAAGCGGGGACGGCGGUUGUCGUCGAGAAGGAGAAAGUUGUGGUCCAGGGCGGAGGUGAGGCGACGAGUUGA